Messenger RNA from Protopterus annectens (West African lungfish), 2956 nucleotides. It is a transcript of the gene GYPC, whose product is annotated as glycophorin C (Gerbich blood group). Gene Ontology annotation, cellular component: membrane; cortical cytoskeleton. The record is from RefSeq and is a predicted model, not a curated record. The transcript is spliced from 3 exons. Bases 217 to 498 code for a protein of 93 amino acids. Lineage: Eukaryota; Metazoa; Chordata; Ceratodontiformes; Protopteridae.
GUGACACACAUGCUGUUUCCUUUUCCAGUUGUAGAGCUGGGAAAGCAAGUAAGGGGCGUCCAAGCAGGAACACUAGUCUCCAGAGGUGCCGAAGCCCUCCUCCUCCACCCAUUCAGCUGUUGUGCUCAAUCCGUAGCUCAGCAUUACCCUGGAGGGACUGGAAAAGAAGAAGAAGAAGAAAGAAAAACAAACAGAAAGCACGAGUCAGGCUGAAGUAUGACAACAGCGUCCCCAACCACUUAUGACACUAACACUACUACAAAAAUGAGUGCUAUUGAUAAAGAUGCUGCCCUCAUUGGAGGUAUAAUUGCUGCAGUAGUUUUUGUGUUAAUCUGUUUUCUAGCACUGAUAAUCCGCUACAUGUAUCGAUACAAAGGCACCUAUCUCACCAAUGAAGCAAAGGGCACAGAGUUUGCAGAAAGUGCAGAUAUUGCCUUGAAAAGUGAUCCUUCCUUACAGGAGGCAGUAGAUGAAACAAAGAAGGAGUACUUUAUUUGAAAGGAGAAUGUUUUUGUGCUCUACUUAAUAAUAAUAAGCACAGAACACAGAGACACUGCAAGCAUGAAGACCUAAAUAAGAAGAUGAAACAAGACAAACACUCAGACGCCAGUGUGGAUGGCCGGAGAGCACUUAGUACAAAAUAUCUGCUAUCCACUGUUAACAGAUUACCUGAGUCAAGAUAUUGAUUAGUUACAACACAAUAAUGCCUAUGUAUAUUUUAUUGUAAGUUUACAUUCAGUUAAUGUUACUAUGCCAACAUUAUUCGUAAACAUGUAAUAAAUGGGCAAGUGCUAGGCUGCAGAAAUGAAAUAUCUGGGAAAAAAAACUUCUCUCCUAUUCUGAAGAUAUUCUUUGCACAUCCUUUUAAUAACCUAAGGGCUGUUAAGUAAAUGUGGAUAGCAAUCUGAGUUGUGUAAUACCUGGUGUUCAUAUUGGUUGCAAAAGACAUCGACUUCUGAGUGCAUAUAAAAACAGAAUUCUGUUCAGUUACAGUCUUUUUGAAAUGGUUUGAAUACCAAAACACUUUCCUUUGUUAGUGUUGCAUUUUUUUUUUUUAUUUUAAGAAUACCCCAAAUUGUUAACCAAGUCUGCUGUGCAGCAGGCAUUAUUAACUAUACUAAAUUAGUUCAUAAAGGUCCUCAUUUCAAAUUCAGAAAAAGGCACGGUCACCCCAGGCAUGAUUUUUUGCCACCACCUCCAUGUACAACUUUUUUUUUUUUCACAUUAAAAUGGCAAACCCAGCUUCAUCUGAUUAUUAAUCCAACUAAGUCACAAGAAUAGCCCCUGAAAGGAUGGUGUGUCUUGAUAAAUAUCCCAGGGCACUGGCCAUUUUAGAUGUACAAUUACAGUGCAAUAAUAAUAAUACCCUACUGACCUCCACUAAAGCCCAGCUUUCUUUAGAAUGUUAAGCAAGAAUUAUAGUGUAACACUGUUACCGUUAUGUUUCUGUAUUAGCUGCACAUUUUUAAUGGUAUUAUUAUUAUUAUUAUUUAGGAGACAACGUAUGUGUUACUAAGUUUUAUUAACAGAUGUUACAACUUCUUUUUCUAGAAGCAUGAUAUAAGCAGAUGCUAUUUACUAUGUUACAGCUUCUGUUUCUGGAAGUACAAUAUAUAACUAUGUUAUUUACCUAGACAUUAUUAAUGGGACUACUGAAAUACCCAUGGUUUAAUGGCAGUGAAUAGGUUUUCUUUGCUUUCUAAAGUACUAUAUCUAUUGCAAAGUACUACACCAAUAUUUUGUAAUAAAUGUUGAAUGAUUGGUUAAUGUAUUGCAUUGUGUAAUGAAACUUGAAAAGUUGGCGUUCCAAUACAACUUUUAUGAUAAAAUGAACAUUUAAUUAUUUUGUGUGAUAUUUCUUUUAUCAUAAUUUGUAUUAAAAAAAACACUAUGCAGUAAAUUAUACAAACAGCAGACUCUAACUUUGGAGGUGCUCUGCAGAGGCUAACUGCUGCGAGUUCCUCUUCUACUAGCCUUAGCCCAGCAAACAUCUGUUGCUUCCUGGAUCUCUAUCAAAUGUCAGCUAUCAUCAUCCUUUCCCAUCUAGGACUCUAAAGUCCCUGAGAGCCAUCCCUGUAUUUGUGCAUGUGUGUGCUUGUAAUUUGUCCUUGGUCACCAUGGAAAAGGAAAAGGCACUCAGGGAAAGCUCAAUUCCUCUCUUUCCAGAGGCUCUAGCUGAUCCAGUGACGUAGGCACAAUAUACUGGAGAUCCUGGCUUUCAGUUCCUAACCAAGGCAAACAUUUUCCUUUCAUUUGUAAGACUCUAACAGUGCCUAAGCAGAGGGCUUUCUCUUUGUUCUUGUUCCUGGAACUCUCUGAUUUUAACAAGCACAUCCAGUAUGUCAAGCCUCCAGAUAGUGACUGCAUGGACUAUAACAAUCCUGCAACACAGAGCCUAGAUGAUGUCACUGCUCAUGCUGGAUGCCUUUCACAUUUUAUCUGGCCAUCCCACAGGAAAUUCUUCCAAACUGUUCUGAACUGGCCUCACUUUCAGUACAAGGAGGUGCUGCUUUGUCACUCUUCUUUGCAUAGAUUGCUUCAAGUUACUAGUCUGUAUAGCAGAGCCCCUGCAAAAGAAAAAGAAUAAAUCUUUUGUGCUGCCUUUCCUGGAUCCACUUCCUCCAGGUGGUCCAAGUAACAUACUCCCUAGGAAUGUCCUGCACUGUACCUUACAUUGGAUUGUUGGCACAAUUAAUCUAUUUAGUCCACUCUUUUAGGCACCUUAGCUUUCAACCUUUCCUUCCCCUUAACCUUGCCCCCAUUUAUCACAUGCCCUCAUGAAUACCUCUGUCAAAACCCACUUUCUCACUUGUUCUGGUAAUCCAUUGCAUGUGUCCAUGACCCUCUAUGUGAAAGUACUACAGGAUAGCCAGUGAGUAAAAAAAAAAAUCUGAAAUACUGUUCAGUGUAUUUGUACCAUACCGGCUUUUAUUAAAUAAAUUUUCUUUAGUAAAAA